This is a messenger RNA of Scheffersomyces amazonensis, 1481 nucleotides long. RefSeq lists its product as uncharacterized. The coding region runs from base 392 to 1456 and encodes 354 amino acids. NCBI's taxonomy places the organism in Eukaryota, Fungi, Ascomycota, Pichiomycetes, Serinales, Debaryomycetaceae. The record is from RefSeq and is a predicted model, not a curated record. The transcript has a single exon.
UGACUAGUCACUGCCAUACACUGCUACUAUAAGCUACAACAGUAGGAAGAAGAAUGUGUGUGGUGUGUUUGGAAAAGACUUCACAAUCAUAUCCAUAUAGGCCCCAAUAUACACUCCACGUAGUCUCUUUAUACUCUGUACAUAUUGCAUUAUCAGUUACAUUUAAUUUUUGAUUUUGAUCCGGAUCUCUAUUCUGUCGGAUAUAUCCCCCAAAUGGUACAGAUUUCACAAAGCCUAGACGCGACAUUAUCCAUUAACUGCAAAAAAAUGACUAGUGAGACAUUUGGCAGCCCCACAUUUUAAGCGCCUACCUAUUCACUUAUAUUAUUCCUCUCUAUAUUUACACACCUUCUUCAUCCUUAUAGCCAACAAUCAUUUCCCGCUAAUAAUUAUGACAAAGGUAACUCCUGUGUCUGCCUUGCAAGUUAUGGAUGCCACAAUCCAGUGUAUCCCCGAGCUACAAUUCAUGUCGCCAGCUAAUAUCAAGCACUUAUACUACAACUUAAUUAAAUCAAAUCCUUAUGUCAUUCAAAUGACUAUAUUCUUUACCUCCUUAAAAUCCACCAUCUACCAACAAUUACCUGAUUACCCAAGUAUUAAUCAGGUCCUUCAGUAUUCAUGGAUUACGUCUCAUUUUAUGACCAUAAUAGGGACAUUCUUGUUUUGUUUAAAUAUAACUGGUGAUUCACUUUUGUGGUAUUGGAUAUCAUUAUUUGGAUCUGUUUUAACUUAUUCGUUGGUAACGUAUCAUCAUUGCUUAAUUAAUUUAUCAUCAUCUGAUUCUGGUGGUCCCAAUAAUGAAAUUACUUUAGUGAAAAUAAUUAAUUCAGAAAACACUCCACUAUUAGGAAUGACCUUGUUAGCUUUAUUCACUCCCACUAAUUCUUUCAAAUUAUUACCUUCAACAAUUUAUUCCUUAUUGAAUUUAAUAAAUUAUGUAUUAAUUGAAUUACAUCCUACUUCAAAACUUUCAUCUUUGACAGUACCAUUAUUUGGAUUUUUAGAAGAGAAAUUAUUACUUCUUGCCGUCAAUAUAGAAUUAGGUAACUUAUUUGUUUAUGGUAUUCAAAGUAUAUUGAGUAGAUAUGCUUACUCCCUGAUCCUUUAUUUUAUGUUAAUUUGUUUAAAGAUUCAGAAUUCAUAUUAUUGUUGUGAAGCCAUAAAGCAGUGGUACUCAGUUAUUACUUUCUUCACAGGCUCAACAUUGCUUAAAGAUGAAGAUGACAAAGAAGAUGAUGAUGAGGAGGAGGAGAAGAGAACUAUAGUUGCAAAAGAUGAAGCUUAUGAAGAUCCCAUAGUGCAUGAUAAGGAGGAAGAAGCAUACAAAAAAUCAGUUCCUGUUAUUAAUACUUCAUACUUUGAUCACUUUUCUCUUUCAUCUCCCAAACAACCAACCAGGAUUACAUCUCUUAUGUUUGAUACUUUAAGUGUGAUUAACGAUGUAAAUUUUGGAUAAUCUAAAUUGUUUUAUAUAUACAUAU